Messenger RNA from Silurus meridionalis, 3347 nucleotides. It is a transcript of the gene ntrk1, whose product is annotated as neurotrophic tyrosine kinase, receptor, type 1. Gene Ontology annotation, cellular component: plasma membrane; axon; signaling receptor complex. The coding region runs from base 155 to 2572 and encodes 805 amino acids. NCBI's taxonomy places the organism in Eukaryota, Metazoa, Chordata, Actinopteri, Siluriformes, Siluridae. The record is from RefSeq and is a predicted model, not a curated record. Gene Ontology annotation, biological process: regulation of phosphatidylinositol 3-kinase/protein kinase B signal transduction; cellular response to nerve growth factor stimulus; protein phosphorylation. Gene Ontology annotation, molecular function: transmembrane receptor protein tyrosine kinase activity; neurotrophin receptor activity; neurotrophin binding. The transcript is spliced from 17 exons.
AGGAGAGACGAGAAGCGAGGAAAAGGAGAGGAGGCAGCAGCCCACUGUUCCCCUGGGCCCUUGCCUUAUUUCAGCUCCAGCGGCUUGAUAGCUGCCUCGUAAUCCAGGAGUUUCUGUAGUCCAGAUCCCCGGUAAAGAGAAGCGAGGGCAGGUUAUGCUAACCAUGGCUGGCAGGGCCGUGUGCCAGGUGGCCUUGGCUCUGUCUCUGAUGCUCAGCCUGGCACCAGGAGCAUGGGUCGGAUGCCCCGGGGCCUGUCGCUGUUCUUUUGCUAUGCUCCAAUGCUUAGAAGCGGACGGCAUCAAGAGCAUCCCGGUGCUGUCACAGCAGGAAAGCGAGAACGUCACGGAAAUCUACAUCGAGAACCAGCCGAACCUGGAGCAGGUCACGAAUAUGGAUUUCAUUAACUACAAAGAGCUGAAGAACCUCACAGUUACAGAAUGUGGCUUGCUGUUUAUCUCCUAUAAAGCCUUCCAACACAACGUCAAGCUGCAAUACGUGAACCUGGCCUCCAACUCGCUCAUGCACAUCAGCUGGAAGGUCUUCCACUCACUUCCUCUGCUGAACCUGGUUCUAAGGGACAACCCUCUGAUUUGCUCCUGUGGCCUGUACUGGCUGCAGCAAUGGCAAAUGAUGAAGCGAGGUGACAUCGACAGCCAGCAGAGCUGCUUGUCCAACGGCACCAACAUUCUGCUCGACAGCUAUGUGAUGGAGAACUGCAGUGUUCCAAAGGUGUCCAUCAAUGCCCCGGUGCUCACCAUUAAGGAGGGUGGAAACCUGACGUUUGAGUGCCAGGUCACCGGCGUUCCAGUGCCGAGCUUUAAAUGGAGGACGGAGCACCUUCAUUCUAAUUUUAUUCUGCAGAGAGGGAUCUGGGGAUCCACUUUGGAGUUGGUGCUUCACCUGUUAAAUGUGUCGUAUGUGGACAACCUGCACAAUCUCACUUGUGAGGCGGAGAACGAAGCAGGCCCCGAGGAGGCGAUGGUGCAGCUCAACAUCGAGUUCCCGGUGAGGAUCGUGUUCCUGAAGCCUCCAGAGCAGCAGCAUCACUGGUGCUUCCCUUUCGCCGUAGACGGCAAUCCGGCGCCAAGCAUCAGGUGGUUGUACAACAAAAUGCCGCUGCUGGAGACGCAGUACACCUACACUCAGCUCAUCCCAGACUCAGACGACGGCUCUGUCCAACACGGCUGCCUGUUCCUCAACAAACCCACUCACCUCAACAACGGCUACUACACGCUAAUCGUCGAGAACACGCUGGGCCGAGCCGAGGCCACGGCCAGGGGCCAGUUCAUGGACAACCCCUUCGACCCCUUCGACCCUGAAGGCAUCAUCCCUGUGCUCACCAGUGAACUAACAGCACCUACUAACCAGUCGAAGGAGGACGUGACGGAGAAGCCGGAGAGCCGCCUGCUCGGGGUAUCUGUCGCUGUGGGUCUCGCCGUAUUCGCUUGUACCUUCCUGCUCAUCAUGGUGCUGGUGAUCAAUAAGUGCGGGCAACACUCCAAGUUUGGCAUCCAUCGCUCGUCUGUUCUGGGGAAGGAAGACGACUUGGCCGUGUCUCUUCGUUUCAUGAACUUCGGAGUGAGUCCUCCUUCCUCAGACGAAGGCAUGCUGGACUCUGGACUCUCCAGCUUCGUGGAGAACCCACAAUACUUCUGCGGUAUCAUCAAAGACAAGGACAUGUGUGUGCAGCACAUCAAGAGGCAGGACAUCAUGCUGAAGUGGGAGCUCGGAGAAGGAGCUUUCGGGAAGGUGUAUUUAGCUGAGUGUGCUAACCUCUGCCCCGACACGGACAAGAUGCUUGUGGCCAUUAAGACCCUGAAAGACGCCAAUGAAUCGACUCGUCAGGACUUCCAGCGUGAGGCCGAGCUCCUGACGGUCCUCCAGCACGAGCACAUCGUCAGAUUCUAUGGAGUCUGCACUGAUGGAGAACCUCUCGCCAUGGUGUUCGAGUACAUGAGACACGGCGACCUCAACCGCUUCCUCAGGGCUCAUGGUCCAGAUGCUCGGAUUCUGGAUGAGGUAAAGAUGCCCCCAGUGGGUCAGCUGACCCUGCUGCAGAUGCUCCAGAUAGCAGCCCAGAUCGCCUCUGGGAUGGUGUACCUGGCCUCACUCCACUUUGUUCACAGAGACCUGGCCACCAGAAACUGUCUGGUCGGUGAAGGUCUUGUGGUGAAGAUCGGUGACUUCGGCAUGUCCAGAGACAUCUACAGUACGGAUUACUACAGGGUCGGUGGAAGAACCAUGUUACCUAUUCGUUGGAUGCCUCCUGAGAGCAUCAUGUACAGAAAGUUUACCACAGAGAGUGACAUCUGGAGCUUCGGGGUGGUUCUGUGGGAGAUCUUUACCUACGGGAAGCAGCCGUGGUAUCAACUAUCCAACAGCGAGGCGAUCGAGUGCAUCACGCAGGGCCGGGAGCUGGAACGGCCAAGGACGUGUCCUAAAGAAGUCCACCAGCUCAUGCAGGGGUGCUGGCAGAGAGAACCGCAGCAACGUCUCGUCAUCAAGGAGGUCUACAACCGUCUCGUGGCCUUGGUCAAGAACCCUCCGGUCUACCUGGACAUCCUGGAGUGAAGCGGAUCGGCGGAGGGACGGCUGGAGGUUCGGGUAAAACAGACACGUUCGUGGAAAGAAAAAAAAAAAGACACAAUGGGACUAAAGAAGAUCCGAGAGUCAAACGGAGAGUCCAUCAGGAGUUUUGAGGAGGACAAAGAUGAUCGUUUCGUAUCUCCAUAUUAACUCCUCAGAGUCAAGAUUAUCAGUAACCAAUCACGUAAUUUGUGGAAAAAAAUUGAAAUCCAUCUUUUGAUUCAAGUUAACAAGAGAACGUUGGUAUUUUAUGUGAAAGUCAGAGACAGGAACAUUCUCAGCCCUUUGUGAUCGUUGUGUCUUUUUUCCGCCUGAAAGUCACGACACGUGAUUGGAUCAGAGUGUUCACACGUCCCUGGGCUGCAGGUGUGAAUAAUAAUCAGUGUAUUAUAUACAACCAUGUAAUGAGUCGAAAACCGCAUGUAAACUAACUUCCUUAUUCCUACAGCAACACACACACAUACACACACACACAUGUAUACAAGUAUAGAGAUACACAAUCAGGCACACACAAACACACACACACACACGUACACGAGUACAGGCAGGUGGACAGGUACAUACAGAGGUACACACACACACACACACAGGUUAACAGGGACACACAAGUAUCCAAGUACAGAGAUACACAAACAUGUACAUACAGGUAAACAUUUACAGAAAGGUGGACAGGCACACACACACACACACACACCAACCACACACGCACAAACACACAGGUAUACACACACACACACACACACACACACACACACAGGUA